Williopsis jadinii is the source of this 732-nucleotide messenger RNA. RefSeq names its product TRAPP complex core subunit BET3 (gene BET3). The coding region runs from base 29 to 601 and encodes 190 amino acids. The record is from RefSeq and is a predicted model, not a curated record. The transcript has 2 exons. Gene Ontology annotation, cellular component: cytosol; cis-Golgi network membrane; TRAPP complex. Lineage: Eukaryota; Fungi; Ascomycota; Saccharomycetes; Phaffomycetales; Wickerhamomycetaceae. Gene Ontology annotation, biological process: endoplasmic reticulum to Golgi vesicle-mediated transport; intra-Golgi vesicle-mediated transport.
GGCACAGGAAGGAAACCGGUUGGGAGGAAUGAACAAGGGAAUCAAAGCUUCUAGUGACGAUAUAUGGAAGAACAGGGUGGAUAAAGUCAACGCUGAGCUGUUUACCCUCACCUAUGGAUCCGUUGUAGCACAACUCGUCCGUGAUUUCAAGAACGAUUACCAAAAGGUGAACCAGCAACUGGAGAAGAUGGGAUAUAACAUUGGUAUAAGGUUGGUUGAGGAUUUCCUAGCAAAGACUGGCACUGGACGUUGCCAGUCGUUCAAAGACACGGCAGAAGUCGUUUCCAAAGUCGGGUUCAAAGUGUUUCUGAACGUCACCCCACAAGUCACCAACUGGACCAGUGAUGGCAAGACGUUCAGCCUGAUACUGGACGAGAACCCGCUGGCAGAGUUUGUCGAGCUGCCGGACGACGAGAGGGCCAAGAAGGAGCUGUGGUACUCAAACGUCCUUACCGGCGUGUUGAAAGGUGCACUAGAGAUGGUCCAACUCGAGGUUGACGUGAACUUUGUAAGCGAUGUUCUCAGAGGCGACGAUCGCACGGAGCUUAGACUACAGCUCAUACGGUUCUUAAAGGAUGAGAUGCCUGCUGGUGAAGAUUGAAAGCCCACCCACACACACCGUAUGGGUUGUUUAAGUACACUGUUUUCCAUUAAUAGAUGAACAUAACCGUUAGCACUUCCGCAUUAGGAACUCAACCCAGAACUGUAUAAAUCCUCACAAAAAAGAAACUC